CUUAAUCGUUUAUUAAUGCCAAAUGAUUCUAUUACAUCAUCAAUGAUAUUAAAUAAUAUUGGGCAUGUUUAUAAUGAAUUAGGUAAUUAUUUACAAUCAAUAAAAUAUCAUAGAAAAGCUUUUCGGAUUCAAAAAAAAUUUUCAACUAAAAACGACAUUGAAUUUGCGACAACAUUCAAUAAUUUAGGUGUUGCUUAUAGUUGUUUGAGGGAUACUUUUAAUAAUAUUGGCGAAAUUUAUCUUUCGAAUGGACAUUCGUAUGAAGCUCGAAUAAAUCUUGAAAAAGCUCUCGAAAUUCGACUUAAAUCUUUACCUACUGAUCAUCCUACAUUGUCAGCUAGUUAUUCAAAUCUUGAUUGUGCUUAUGAUAGAAUGGCUACAACAUAUAAUAAUAUGGCCGAAUGUUAUAGUGAACUUGACGAUUUAGCAUUAGCAUUGUUUUAUCAUAAAAAAACACUUAAAAUUCGUUUAAAAUCAUUGUCAAAUGAUCAUCCAGACAUAAUUAAUUCAUACAGUAAUAUUGGAUCAUUGUAUACCGAUGAGCAAAAGUAUAAACUUGCUUUGAAAUAUUUAAAAAAGGCUAUUUCUAAAUCAUCGUCAGCUACUAUAACAAAGAAUUAUUGGCUUGUAUAUGUUUUAACUUAG
Molecule: messenger RNA, 645 nt
Organism: Rotaria sp. Silwood2
Lineage: Eukaryota; Metazoa; Rotifera; Eurotatoria; Philodinida; Philodinidae
Source: the annotation of a GenBank genome assembly